This is a messenger RNA of Trifolium pratense (red clover), 1632 nucleotides long. RefSeq names its product telomere repeat-binding factor 1-like. The transcript is spliced from 7 exons. Lineage: Eukaryota; Viridiplantae; Streptophyta; Magnoliopsida; Fabales; Fabaceae. Gene Ontology annotation, biological process: nucleosome assembly. Bases 341 to 1243 code for a protein of 300 amino acids. Gene Ontology annotation, molecular function: double-stranded telomeric DNA binding. Gene Ontology annotation, cellular component: nucleosome. The record is from RefSeq and is a predicted model, not a curated record.
AACAAAGAACCAUUAUGACAACCUUGAUUAAACCAUCUUCUUCAACCACAUUUUUUUUCCAUUAAAACAUUGGUGUACAUGAAACAAAUAUAUAUCUUUUACUAGUAAAAGGUAGGUUGAAUUGCUCAUAGGCCUUCAUUGUAGUAAAAUCCUCCUAGAAAAAAAAAACAUUUUAGUAAAAAAAAUAAUUCAAAACCCUAAAUUAAAUCAAAUCUAAUCUAAUAAAUAGGAAAAAACAAAAUACAGAUGAUGUCAGUUUUGCCGCUUUGUAACAGAAACCAGUUCGUCUCACACUGAUCUCAACGCUGCCGGAGUUUGUUCAUCGUCGUCGGAAGUUAGGAUGGGUGCUCCGAAGCAGAAAUGGUCAGCAGAAGAGGAAGCGGCGCUUAAGGCUGGAGUUGUCAAGCAUGGGGUGGGUAAAUGGCGCACAAUACUCAAGGAUCCUGAGUUUAAUUGUGUCUUAUAUAUUCGCUCAAAUGUUGAUCUAAAGGAUAAAUGGAGAAAUUUAAGUGUGAUGGCAAAUGGAUGGACUUCUAGGGAGAAGGCUAAGGUAUCAAUCAGAAGGGUGCAUCAUCAGGGAUCAAGACAUGAUGACAACCCUAUGGCUGUCACUCCUGUUACUCCAAGUGAUGAUGAAAUUGUUGAUGUUAAGCCUCUUCAAGUUUCAAGAGAUAUGCAAAUUCCUGGUCCAAGAGGGCCUAUUGUAAGAUUGGAUAACCUUAUCAUGGACGCUAUAUCUUGCUUGAAUGAGCAUGGUGGUUCUAAUAAAACAACUAUUGCUGCUUUCAUAGAGGAUCAAUACUAUGCACCGGAAGACUUCAAAAAGAUGUUGUCUGCAAAACUGAAAUAUCUUACAUCUAGGGGAAAACUGAUCAAGGUGAAACGUAGGUAUAGGAUUGCACCUACCCCAGCAUAUUCAGACAGAGGAAGACGCUCUCCCAUGUCAUUAUUGGAAGGGAGGCAGAGAGGCUCUUUCAGAUUUGACAUGAGUCGGAUCAAUAUGCCUACACAGUCUGAGAUAGAUAUAGAGUUAGAAAAGAUAAGGUCCAUGUCCGCCGAAGAGGCAGCUGCAGUUGCUGCUCGAGCAGUCGCUGCAGCAGAAGCUGCCUUAGCGGAAGCUGAAGAAGCAGUGCUGGAGGCAGAGGCUGCAGAAGCAGAAGCAGAUGCAGCGGAAGCUUUUGCAGAAGCUGCAAGGAAAACAGAGAAGGAGACAAAAUCCCUAAAGAUGGUGCACCCUGCUUGAUUGAAGUCUGAAGAAUGAGACAUGAGGAGAGAGAUCUGUGGUGUUGGGUUGAACUGACAGCCAGAUUAAUAUGUUACAUAUAUUACAUAUACUAUUUAUAUGUAAAGUGACUAUGCAGACUUAGCCUUUAUCAUUAGAUUUUAGUGAAGAAUUAGACCUUGAAAUAAAUGUCGUUCUUGUUGUAGAUGUAGAUAGAAACAUUGUUUUGAAUGUUGUAAUUUUCUUGAGCGCGGUUGUUUCCUGUAGCGCUUUGCGUAUACCCCUUGCAGAAAGUAGAUCUUUAGAUGAAUUGGAAUCUUUUCAAAUUUCUGCAAAAUCAUACACAGCUUUAUAAGUUCACCCCUUUCAAAAUAAAAAGCCUUUAAGUGGACUCUAGGCUUUAUUAGGGA